CAGCACCUUACUAGCCCUCCUCAUUCAUCGCUGAUGCACGUUUGACGUUAGGUGACCCUUGCGCCGGUGUUUGAGCGCAGUUUCCUGAACCACAUUAGCCAGGUUGACCUGUGUGCUACACUACGAUGAACAGUGCUACUUGUGAAUGCCUCGCAUCCGCAAACGAGCUUCUAGCCGCUCACUCAGCUCUGGUCUCUCGUAUACGCGCGACGCAGAAGCACCAUCGUCGCCAGCUUAGGGCCCUACCUUCUCCUCCAAUUGACCUGCUGAGAUUACCGCUAAUUCCCUCACCACCACCGUCACCACCACCAUCUCCGCCCACUUCCCCGCAACUUCCCCAGAAACCUCGUCUCAUUCGUCAGGACCUGCCGCCCCCGAAGAAGGCGCGUGCCUUGCGGUAUCAAAACUACGUUCCAGAGGAGGAGACCAUCCGGAAUGACUACUCGCAGCGUUAUGUGGAUGGUGGAGAGUGGCCGCAGGAUUGGGUGCUGGGUGCGGACCCGGAGCAUCGCUUCGAGGAAUAUCCCAAGCAACAGCGACUACUCGCGUUGAAGAAGGCUUCCGUCGCAGGACACGCUCUCCCGCCUGUCUACCUCCCAUAUUCUCAACUGUCCACCCUCCAUCCCGCAAAGUUCGACGUCAUCCUCAUCGACCCGCCGUUCUCUUCCUCAUUCACAUGGGACGACCUGCAAGAGCUGCCCAUACCCGCGCUCGCCGCAGACCCGUCCUACGUGCUGAUGUGGGUAGGCAGCGGCUCCGGCGAAGGGCUCGAGCGAGGACGAGAGGUCAUGGGGAAGUGGGGCUUCCGCAGGUGCGAGGACAUAGUCUGGGUGAAGACAAACAAGACGAGCAAUCGGGGGCCUGGGACAGACCCGCCUACUACGUCUCUCUUGACGCGGACAAAGCAGCACUGUCUGAUGGGCAUCCGAGGUACAGUCCGACGGUCGACAGACAGCUGGUUCGUCCACUGCAACGUGGACACGGACGUCAUGAUCUGGGAAGGCGACGCGUCGGACCCGACGCUCAAGCCUCCAGAGAUGUAUACGCUCAUCGAGAACUUCUGUCUCGGUCUGCGGAGGCUCGAGAUCUUCGGACGUGCGCGCACGCUCCGGCGGGGCUGGGUCACAGCGCUCGCAGAAGGGGAGGAAGAGCGCAUUGAGCACGGCAUGUCAAUCGACGCAGACGACCAAAACGAAGGCCAAGAGAACGCGACUCCGUGGGAUCGCGAGGUAUGGGAGAACAAGGUCAAGGGGCUCUCGAAUAGCGGGAAGGCUGUCGUGCCGAUGACACCAGAAAUUGAUGCUCUGCGACCGAAGUCUCCAGUGCGCGGCGGCUCUGCCAACACCAACUCAGGCAUGGGCUCCAACUCCUCAACCGCGCCAAUAUCAGGGAACGUCCCCAUGUCGAUGCCCAUGGCCAGCGGGGGCGGGGGCGGGCACGCCCGCGGCAACUUCAGAAACCAAAACGGCAUGAUGAUGCCGCCCGUCAUGGCGAUGAACGGGAUGCCUCAGCCAGGCGAGCUGGGCAUGAUGGGCUGGGACAUGCCGAUGAACAUGAACAUGGGCGGGAUGAACAUGUCUGGCGGCGCGCUCCCCGUGAACAACAUGGGCGGCGCGCCCAUGAACGGCAUGGGCGGGAUGAAUCAUAUGAACAAUAUGAACAACAUGAACAACAUGGGCAACAUGGGCAACAUGAACGGUAUGGGCCACGGCCCAAUGGGCAUGCCCCAACAAGGGAUGGGCUUUUCGCCCGGGGCGCGCCAGGGCUUCGGCGGAUUCGACGGUGGCCAGAUGCAGGGCGGUAUGCAGUGGAUGGGCGGGCCGGACGAGCAUUUCGUCGGCGGGCCUGGGGGUAUGUACCCUGGCAUGGGCGAGCAGAUGAUGGGCAUGAACGGGAUGGGCGGCAACGUACCUAUGGGCGGGGGGAUGAUGAACCAGGGCAUGAACCCGAACAUGGGUAUGGGCAUGGGCCAAUGGGGCGGAGGCGGCUUCGAUGGUCAGUAUUGACGUCGCUGAUUAGACGGCUUCCAGGGACAUCUGUUGUACAUUAGCUGUUGUACGGUACAUAUAUACAUCUACAUGUUGGUAUAAUGAAGACAAGGAUAUGUGAGAUCAAUCGCCAGAGAACAAGAUUCGGCGCCGGAAAGGACAAGAGUCGUCAUCGUAUCAGAGCUUCCUUCCCGCCCGAGCGUGGUGUCGGUCCAAUUCAACAAGGAAGUCAUUCUGUCGUCCUACGGACCAUUUGUUG
Molecule: messenger RNA, 2247 nt
Organism: Rhodofomes roseus
Lineage: Eukaryota; Fungi; Basidiomycota; Agaricomycetes; Polyporales; Fomitopsidaceae
Product: MT-A70-domain-containing protein
Exons: 5
Coding region: 126-2006 (626 amino acids)
Cellular component (GO): RNA N6-methyladenosine methyltransferase complex; nucleus
Molecular function (GO): methyltransferase activity; mRNA binding
Source: RefSeq, a predicted model, not a curated record